Messenger RNA from Plectropomus leopardus (leopard coralgrouper), 2315 nucleotides. NCBI's taxonomy places the organism in Eukaryota, Metazoa, Chordata, Actinopteri, Perciformes, Serranidae. The record is from RefSeq and is a predicted model, not a curated record.
AUGAGCCAUAACGGACGGCAGGGAAGGAUGAGCGAGUGUUCUGGAGCAGCUGUUUCCGGGGCGGUGAUCCUGGAGGAACCUGAGGGUUCAGGGGCUACAGGGGGCCGCGGCGAGGGCCAGGCCCAGGAUCAGGGUCCCUUUCGCUGUGCGGUUUGGCCUCGCCAGCAGACAUGGCUGUGUGUGGUCCCCUUAGUUAUCGGCUUCAUUGGCCUUGGAUUGAGCCUGAUGCUGCUGAAAUGGAUUGUUGUUGGUACAGUGCGGGAUUAUGUGCCGACAGACCUCGUGGAUGCUAAUCGAAUAGGCCAGGAUCCUAUCUUCCUCUCUAAGCCAAGCGGGAUUCCCAAGAGUCCUGAUACUACCACCACCACAACUACUCCUACAGUUGAUGGUGGGAACCCCACACCUAGAACUGUAACUGUUGCGAAAGGAAGAACUCGUACCACUACUACCACCACGACUAUAAGCCCUAGAGGUGGAGGAGCCUCAGGUAGCCAAGUAACUCCUCGGAAUCCUGGAAAUCGUAACGGACGUGGACCAUCGGGUUUUACUACGACCACUGCAGCACCACGGACAACUUUCAUAAUUGGGGCGGCCACAUCUAGCCCGUCGCCGUCAAAUCCAACUGUACUCCACGACUCUACGCAGAUGUGGACCCUGGAGCAUACUACUACUGAGACCGUCUCCACCACGCUCACCACCCGCUCCCACGGACACCGCAAAACACCAUCUCCGACUGUCCCUCCGCUGCACUCGGAGCAUUUCAAACCCUGUCACGAGAAGGACCUGGCCUACUGCCUGAAUGGAGGCGAAUGCUUUGUCAUUGAGACGCUUAGCGGGCCCCACAAGCACUGCAAGUGUCGAGAAGGCUACCAGGGAAUCCGCUGCGACCAGUUUCUGCCAAAGACAGACUCCAUCCUGUCUGAUCCGAAUCACUUGGGCAUCGAGUUUAUGGAGAGCAAAGAAGUGUACAAGAGACAGGUGCUGUCAAUCACGUCCAUCGCCAUGGCCAUCAGCCUCCUGGGAACGCUGUGCAUGGCCCUCUACUGCCGCAACAAGAGGCGCAGGGAGAAGAUCCAGGCCCACCUGAAGGAGAGUCGCAGUUUGAAAAACUACACCGCUAACGCCCUGGAUGCCAAGAUGAGGGCCUCAAACACCAACCUGCAAAUGCACGAGUACUGCAAACGCUCCUCCCAGCCUCGCCAGGGAAACGUCUGUGAGUCCAGCUUUGCACACUGCAACAUCUCAACUACACCCUGCAGCAGCUCCAGAGGCACCGCCAAACAUCACAGAAGUGGGUCCUUGUCUCACAGCCCGGAUCAGAGAACCCGGUCAGCCCAUUGGUCGGCUCCACGUAGGACCCCGCCCAUACCCAGGGGAAGGCUUAAUCCAAUUGGAGGAUCCAAGUAUUCAGGCCCCGCUUACCAACACCUCCAGGAAGUAGACUCAUCCGAGAGGGAGUCCGAAGCGCAAAGAGGUUGCCAGGUAGAGAACCAGUGUGACGACCCCAGACGAGAUGCCUUCCUACAUAUGCAAACUCCUGUUUCCAUGAAGACAUCGUCGCCUUGGAGCGGCCGCAUGGAGGUGCGUUCAGGCGCACCGUCCGAGCACACCGAUCCCAACCCCAACACCCGCAGCCUACGCCGGCCUGGGCGCCGUCACAGCCACUCCCCGCCUCCUCCCUUUCGCUCCUGCUCUAUCCCCAUCAUCCCCUCCGUGCAGUGCCACCACGACAGCGAGGUGUCUUGUAUGCAAACCAGCGUCACACCCGCAACCACAGCGAUGUCAUCCACCUGCGGAGCAGUGCCCUGCAAGGAAACGAGGAGAGAGAAGGCAGCAUACGCCACUUCCUGCUCAUCUGCCAUCGGUCAGCAGCAGGAUGAGGUGGCGCUGCUGCUGGAGGAGGCGCAGGAGCAGCUCAGGGCGUUGGCGUUGGCUCACAGGAAGCAAGAAGACGGCGUGAUCGGGGGAUCGGCAGCCACCUUGGUGGAGGCCAGAGAAACUGUUUGCUUCCUGAACCUUAACGGAGGAAGUGCCGGAGCGCUGAGCUGUAACGGACCCACGCAGACCCAGCUGCUCAGCCCCAGCAUAUCACACAGAGACCUGGGCCAAACCAGCCAAUGAAAGGACACCGUCUCAGACAUUCCCCCUCUCGGUUUGACAGUGUUUGACAGACUCUGGUGUUCUGCAUCUGUGGGACGCGAAUGGAAAUUAAAAAAAAAAAACAAAAAAGUAAUAUCAUGGAAAUCUGAAAAUGUGCUCUUGAUAUGCAUACUGUAUGGAUACAAACAUACAAACACUUCUCGAGUGGCCGCCUU